CAUUUUGACCAUAACUCAACCACAUCUAUUUGGUAUGUCAUGAAACUUACUACACUAAUACAUCUAGGUGUCUUUUAUCAUUCUGUGACCUCUCUGGGUCACUAUAUACCCCCAGGGCCUCUGUAUUGGCAAGGGUGUAUCCCAUCGCUUUCUGACAUUAUUUCCCCCUGGUACACAUGCAGGGAAUCUCCUUUGCCUUGUACUACUUGUCUCAGUGGACUAGGGGUGCUAUAUGCACCAUUCAAUGCACUAGCAUUGCGCUCUGCACCCCUUGAGUCUAAAUAUGUUCUCUGAACACCGCUCAUGUGUCCUCUUGAUUGAAUGUUCAUAGGACCUCCAUAGAUGGUUCUGUGAUGCCUAGGGCAAUGUAAUCCCCCUCCUCCCCUCCCCUACCCCCAUUUACCCCCUCAGAACGCCCUCCCCAGCCUCCAGGGGGAAACGCUCUAGGGCCAAUAGGUGAGGUGGAGGAGCCAUUAUACCUCUGCAGCCCUCAUACAUGUAUAUACCCUUAGUUUGUAGUCAUUAGGGCUUAAAAAUGCGAC
Molecule: messenger RNA, 542 nt
Organism: Suillus paluster
Lineage: Eukaryota; Fungi; Basidiomycota; Agaricomycetes; Boletales; Suillaceae
Exons: 6
Coding region: 40-294 (84 amino acids)
Source: RefSeq, a predicted model, not a curated record